Messenger RNA from Paramuricea clavata, 9710 nucleotides. The record is from the annotation of a GenBank genome assembly. Lineage: Eukaryota; Metazoa; Cnidaria; Anthozoa; Malacalcyonacea; Plexauridae.
GAACAUACUGUCUAGACAAAUUUGAUGAUUUUUAGCUUUGGGAGCAAUUAUCAAAUAUCUUAAGGAACAAAGUCGGGAUUUACUCUAUAUUAUGAAGUCAAAAGUCCGAUUUAAAACUUAAUAUAUGAAUAAUUGUUUCAAUUUGGUAUUUGGUGAUUGAAAUGGCGUCCUCUUUCUUACCAAAAAUGUUUACCCGAAGCACAGGAAUGAAGAUGUUUCGACAGUGCAGAACAACUGCGUCAUCAUCUGAUAAAGUUAUAAAUGGGCCUCGUCUGGAAAGUAAUAUAUCUCGGUAAGUGUUAUUGCUAUGUUUAUACAAAUAUGUGAUUAUUGUUGACGUUUGUACAUUUGUGAUAUGUAUAUUUAUAAUUACCAUAAGUAUUCCUGUGGAGCAGUUGCAUCAAACACUGUGUAGCGAGAGCCUUAUCACAGAUUAAAUAAUACAUAUAUGAAUUUAAUCUGUGGCCUUAUUUUUUGAGGGGGUGAGGGUGAAGGCGUGAGAGUGGCUAGGGGGGAUUUUGAAAUCUAGAGUCCCUAAAGCCCCGUUUACACUACGCUCAAUUUUUGGUACCGUACCACUUUUUGGUUCUUGGACUACCUAAAUAGGUAAUCCAAGAACCAAAAAAGUGAUACGGGUACCAAUUUUAUCCGUGCCGUACCAAAAAUUGAGCGUAGUGUAAACAGGGCUUAAGAUGCGAUUUCAAGCAGUUUUGGGGUGAAUUUUGCAUAAUUCCAAAGAUUGUAAAGUAUGUCAAAGACAUGAUUUUUUACCAGAUAAUAUUUCUCCUCAGAACUAAAUGAAUUGGAAAAGUCACCUUGGAAAACUGGAGGAGAGGUCUGUGUCACCUUUCCCUCUGUGGGGAAAAAAUCCAAAUGUGAUUUUGAUCGGAAAUUUUGCAUUUAGGUAAUUCUAGGUUCUACGAGAUGCCAUUUCUCACAUUCUCAAAAUUGCAUUAUUUUUCAUAAUGGAUUUAAUUUAGAUUUUCAACUGUUAAAUGGCAUGCAUGUAUGUCAUUCGCAUAUAGCAUGAAUAUUUCUUCUCAAACUUAUUCUGUAUCUUCUUCUUGCAACCUGCAACCAUAAUGUAUAUAAACACUUUAACAAGAUUUUACACAUCAAGCUCCUUCAGUAAAUUGUUAUUGUCGGUUGUCCUAGGUUGACACUUAGUCAGUUUUAGCUUUGAGAAUGUAACAUGUAUCCCCCCCCCCCCAAUUUCUUUAUGGAUUUUAAGACUUGAGAGAAUGGUUUCUGUAGUGAUUUUGCCUCGUUGCAUCCAGGGACGCCGGAACGAUUAUAAGGCAAAGGGGGGCGGACCCACAGCAAGGGCACUUCUCUAAAGCAAAACUUCAAAAUCUUCCGAAAUUUAUUUUUUCAGUGUACCAUUUUAGGGGUCAAAAAUUUUUUCCGGACAUACCAUAAGUGAAAUAUAAACUGUAAAUGUCUGAAUCUCAUAAUUUUCGGACAAAAACCAUCGUUCUAAAUGUGAUUUAUCACGUAAUUUUUUAAAACUAAAAGGGCACCCCUGCCCCCCCCCCUAGCAAAAGGCAGGGGGGGCAGCCGCCCCCCUGCCCCCCCAGUUCCGGCGUCCCUGGUUGCAUCCCUUGGCUAUGCCAGUGGUUACAUCUGUAGGUAUCUGUAAUCCAUUUGGUCCUAAUUCUCGCAUAAGCAAGUCAUGAUGAUGUGAAAGAGAUCAGCAUCUUUCUUGAGUGCUGUAUGUAAAUCAUUCUUUUCAAUUGAAAAUGUAAUAUCUAUAUGACAGGCCUUAAAAUAUCGGUCGGUCACGGACAUUGUCCGACCCAUUCGUGAAAUUGUCCGACGUAGAGAGGAAACUACCGGACAUUCUGUCCGACCUAAGUGAAACUGAGGUUUAUUGUUUGUCCGACCUGAGUGUAUUGGUGUCCGACCUAACUGUAGCUUUGUCCAACGUAAAUUAAAAUGUACCUCAGUCCAGCACUAGAGGCUUGUAUGUUAAAUAGAGAAUCAGAGUACUAUUGUAUAAAAGGUGAACUGGAAAUGUUGUUUUAACAUAGUCGAGCGCGGGGUGGCGAGUGAAAUGGUGAAGUGGAAACCGGGCUUAAGUUGUCGAAGUCUUUUUUAAUACUGCUGUUCUGGAAAGCAAGUUAAUUUUGGCUUGGAAAUGAGUAUGAAAGAAACAAAUUAUUUAAUAUUUAGACAACAUUUACUGUUCAGAAUUAAUACAUUGUGCUGAUAUUCAUUUGUGUCAUUCAGACUUAUUUCCGAGUCAAAACUGAACUGAAGGUCAUUGGACAUAUGUCCGACCCAAACUCAACGUCAUCGGACAUUUUGUCAGACGGCCCUGUAAAAGAUAUUUUAAGGCCUGUAUAUGAUGUUAUUUCUUUGCCACCUUGACAUGUUUGAGACUGUUAGGACAAAAUGGGAAAAGACUGUGAGGGAAAGACUGACUGUUUAACAAGACUGUUUAACGUUUCAGAACACUGUUCAAAGAUUUACCGUUAAAAUACCAAAAUGUUACUUAUUGUUACCAUUAAAAUACCAAACUUUUUACUGUUUACUGAUUUUCAGAUCCCCCCAGCUAGACCCUCUUACUAGAAUACCAAAAUACUAGAUAAUACCAGUAUACCUAAAAUUCCAGGUUACAUCAUUCUGAGUACUUUAUAAUCUUGGGUAAAUGUAGCAUACUUUAUACCUGUAUUUUUAAUAAACCUAUUGUAACAAAAAUUCUUUAUACCAAAAAUUAAAUGGUCUAAAGGUGAAGAUCCUAUUUCCCAGCCAUUUUUUAGACUAAAUCCCAGUCCCAACUGUUAACUUGAGAGAAAACCAGUGGGAAAGCUAGCCAAAGCAACAGGUCAUGCUAUGCAAAUUUUUGUAUAAAGGUUUUGUAAUUUGUAGAUGGAAAUUUUUAAGGUUAGGUCUAAUAAAUGUAUAAAAUUGACACUCGAAACUUCCACCUACAAAACCCUUCUAUAACUAGUUAUAUUGAGUGUAGAUCACUGCCCAAGAUUCUGAUAUUUAUCCACACACCUCACAUAUUGGCGUCACCUUAGUACUUAGUAUAUAUAUAUACACAUGAACAUGCAGCUCAACAAGUGGACUCUGCAACUAGAAUCGCAGGGCUACAAGUUUGAUUCCUGCCAGAAGGCCUAUAAUUGCAUUUUUCACAACUGCCCUGGGCGUAAAAAAAAUACCUGUGGUUCCGGUUUCAUAUCGUGAAAAAAUUAGGGUCGGUAGGUCAGAAAUAUUUUUUUUUUUUGAAUAUUUUUUUUAUGAUUUUGGCGGUUUUUUGUUGGGUGAUUUGCAGUAGAAUCCCGACAUCAAUAUUAACUAGAGAUGCCUAUUUCCUAUGGACGAAUUUAGGCAAUUUGGUUCAAUAAUUAGUGUGGCAACAGAUGCCAUUUUGGCACGCUAUAUGAGCGGCCCGCAACCACCUGGAGAAAAUAGGGUCGCACAGUCAAUCCCGUUGAAAAAAUAAUAGGGUCGGCAGAAAAAAAGUAGGGUCGGUCGGGAACCGGAACCACAGGUAUUUUUUUACGCCCUGUUAGGUCUAAUAUUUGUGUAAAUUUACACUUGAAAUUUCUGUUUACCAGACCCUUCAAGAAUUAGUUCUAGCUAUCGAGUGAGAUGCCCAAAAUCCCCAUAUUUACCUAUGUAAAUGUUUAAUGAUUUGUAUUAUAUUCAAUAUGAACCUUUAGAAUUGUAUUGUCUUUAAUCUAGUUAGAUGCAGGUUUAAUAAUAAAGAUACAGGGUAAAAUAAUAAAAUAGGGAUGCAAUGCAACUUAAUAAUUGGUUAAUGUACAAUAUAGCUAUUGCCUACUCCCUCCAAACAAUCACCCCUACUUCUGUCUCUGUGGGUGCUGUGCGCGCGUUGACACUUCAGGGAUGGAUCCAGCAUGACUAGUAGUGGGGUGCUCUGUCAGUCUGCGAGCUCUGGUGCCUGCCCAUCAACUUGCUUGACUAAUGCAAAAUCUUGCUCGACUACUGUAUUUGAAUUGUAAUUGUUGUUCACAGUUCGCUUAUCAUCAUGUUAUUAAGUACUCAAUUUGAAAUUACUGUAUCUCAUAUUGUCUCUUAAUAUUUUUUGCUUUACCAUGAAAAAUAGCACCUUCUGGCCCCCCUCUGGCCAGGGCUAGGGGGGGGGGGGGGGGUUGCCUUCCCCUCCAGUAAACCAUCCCGGUGACACUUCAGCCAAGAUGAAAUGAGCUUAGUAAUGAGCUUAGCUAAUCCAAAUAAGGUUGUCCUUUGAAAGUCAAAACUCAAAACCGCAAAACAUUGACCUCUAAGCGGGCAAAGUACAAUGGACGUGCAUGAAAUCGAAUACGAAUGUAAAUUUGCAGUUGUGUUUUGCAAAAUGCUACGAACGGAUAGAAGCCAAGAAAGAGACAUAAGUCCGUGUUUCGCGAAAUUAAAUAUAGACCCGGUUUAUUAGACGAAGUGAACAAAUUAACUUGUUCUCCCAGGGUGCGAUAAUUCGCGUACUUACGUAGCGGAGGUACGCCAAUAUCAUGGUCUGGUACUUUGUUUUCAGCCACAUACCACGUAGGUGCUAUCUGAGUACUUACAUUUAGCUGGUACCACAUGACCUUUCCAAGCCCAAGGUAUUCAAUACCAUCACUUAGUUGGUAUAUGUGUAAGUCUGGUAUGUCUUGGCAUGAAACAUGAUUGGACUGAUUGGACCUUUAGCGUAUAAGCCUUAAUGUGAACGAUUGCGCAAUUAAAAGAGAGGUUGUUUCCGAGAUUGCAAAAGUGUACUACCCAUACGCCAUGUCCUUCGUCCACGGUGGCGUUAGGCUGCUCGCAGGCCGUUGUCAGGCAGAGGCUGGGAGGAGGAACGGCCUGCGACCUUUAUUAGUAAAAAGUCGAUUUAUGCGUACGGAGCGUACGCAAAAUUCCCAUUGGUCAAAAGUGCCCCAUGAGUUAAUAUCGUGCAAAUAUUUAACUCGUACGAGUCACGACAUUUCGCAAUGUAAUUUUAAAGCUGGCAUUCAAUCAGUGGCGUAUAAAACCAUGACUUUGUUUAUCUCUUCGAAGAAGUAACUGAAUGUAUUUGAAAAACUUUCAAUUUAAAUUAACGUUGAAGGAUGAGCGAAGGUUAGCAAUAUUAACUGUACUUCAAACGGGAUUUCAUAAAAGUUUAAUACAUAUUGUCUUCGUCAGCUAUAAACCUUUUCCAAAGAAGUACAAGGGAAAACUUCGACGUAUGCCUUGCUGCUCUUUGCCAGGAGAGAGUAAAAUAAGUCUAGUUCAGGCUGACAAUUUAUCUAACCACGUUUGCAUCACUUGCAGCAGAAAUCUUUGAGACUUUUGUGUGUGCCCUUACCAAACCAUGUUUUCAAACGUUGAACAACUUAGCCCAGCGAGACGUUCAUUGAGACACAGGCAGUGAAUCAGCUAGUAUAAAGCAGUUGAUUGUCCAAUGCUUUCUGCCUCAACAAUCUGGUCUUGAAUAAGCCAAGACAAUGGGCAAAUUAUUAAAACAGACGCCGUCGAGGAAAGUCGUUCUUAGAACACCUGGCCAAUUUGAAUCAAUUUACACCUGGAAAUUCUGCAAUAGUCGUUUGCGUGUUCUUUGACCGAAGUCCGCUCUCUCUUUGAGACUUUCUUUUUGGGAGUCUCAACUAAUGACAUAUAUUAUUACAACAAGAGCUUUUUACAGAAAAAAUGUAGUUAUUCAGUAAACACGGCAGAAUCGAUGCCGCGGCCACGGGUUUUCAAAUUGUCUGUUGUCUAUUGAGUUAAUUGUAUUAUUGAGCAAAUGACAGACUUCACGCAAUAAUGAUUAAUGUUGUUUUUUAGCCUGCUAUUGUUCGACACUUUUAAUAAAUGGUGUUUGUUCAAAACCUAAAUACGUUUCCUUAAAUCUUACAGUUAUAUUUUGGAUAUAAAUGUGUAAAAUACAUUAACUAAUAGAGAAUAAAAUUUUAUAUAUUUAUAGUUACAGUUAUAUUUAGUAUAGUUACAUAAUUUAAAACGGCAAUGUAUACGAGCAAAGACAGCAAUAUACAAACGGGACUAUGUUUUAAAUAUUAGAACACUUUAGGGAAAAAACGACCAUGCAUUAUUUUAGAUUAAAGUUUAGACCUUGGAAUCCUAGUGUGAAAGAUACAGGCGUAAAAUUGUGCGAGAAACUGUUUGUUGUUGUUAAUAACCUCUGGUAAUCUAAUUAACAAAAUUUACUUUGAUUGGCUGCUAUUUACCGGAUAUUCAAUUAUCUCAAAGGGGGCGUAUUGAAAAAAUAUCAAUAAACGUCGCAGGCUCUAUAUAAUAGAGCCUGUGAGCAGGCUACGGUGGCGUUGGAAUGACAAUGGCGAAAAUAUGAGCACAACAUCGGGACCCUCGACUGCAUUCGGCUGGUCAAGGAGAUAAGAUCGAAGUGCCAUGGUUGCAAACGAUUCCGGAUGAAAGCGUUCCAAACACCACCGCAGGAAGAACUUCAGAGCAUGAGAUCCCACGGAACUGCGCCCUUCUAAGUGCUAGGAGAAGACUUUGCUGGUCCAAUUGAGGCUAUUGAGCACUAGGUCAAAGGCAAGAAAGAGAAGAAAGCUUAUCACUGUUUACAUGUAGCUUAUAUUUGUUUGCCAAGUUUGUAUGUUUUUUACAUACUGUACUUGAAAGAUUAAACGUAUAAAAGCCAGUGAUUUGUUGCGAAAACGUUCUUCUUUAAUUUAAAAGAAUUUCGAAUUCCAACAUCACAAAUCUCUCCCUUGGGCCGAGAGCCUCGUUCUCAUGAAUCGUGAGCAAACACACUUUUGUCUGAUUCAAGAGAGCACGGCUCCCAGAUCAAGGAAGUAUUUGUGACCCUCAAGUAACUUUCAAGUAAUCCCACCCCUCUAACCCCCCAUUUUCUAAAGGAAUUUUAGAAUUUAUUAAACCCCCUUUAUUAAACAGAGAGACUCUUAGAUUUAUCAACUGGUCUUGAAUUUGAAGUUAAUAUACUGCAUUUCACUGCUAAAUUAGUCAGCCUUCUCGACCUCUAUUAAUUUAAGCCCUCCCGGUGGACAGGAGCAACUUCCCCUUCCUUCCCCUCAAACUAAAACGGACUGAUUCGGUUUGUUUGACGUCACAAGUUCGGCUCGUCUAAACAACCGAUACCAUACAUUCUUAAAAUUCAUGUGCUAAUCUUCGCGUAUUAUCUCUCUGGUUUUUUUUUUUGUAAAAGAAAGAAACAUCAGCUAAAAGAGACAUCAGCUAAGAAAGAACAUGAAUUGAACGUAACAGAAAAUUCCCCAUCUUGGAUUAAUCAAUUAAACGUUCACGGUUACGCGGUUGUGCCGAAUGUCCUCGCUCCUCCGCAAUGCGACCACAUCAUCGACAAGGCGUGGGAAUGGCUAGCCGAACUGGGGACUGGUAUACAGCGAAAUGACUCGAGCACGUGGACGAACGACCGCUGGCCAAAACAUUUCAACGGCAUUAUUCAGAGAUAUCGUAUUGGGCAUGCGCCGUUUGUAUGGCAAGCCCGGACGAACUCAAAUGUGAUUGGUGUAUUCGAGAAAAUCUGGGGAACUAACGAACUGUUGACAAGUUUCGAUGCUAUGGGUAUUCUACGACCGGCUGUGAUGGUUACUGAUUUGGAACACACAUCAAGCUGGUUUCAUACUGAUCAGAGUCCAAAGAAGGAGGGCUUUCAUUGCGUACAAGGUGUUCUUAACUUAGAAGAGGUUUGUAGACUAAGCUAGACUAUAAGCUAAAUUCAUUGCUAAAACUUCGAGAUACUACUUGACACUCUGUGAGAAAAUCCCGAGAAGCUAGGACGACAUUGCUGAUUACCCACGGCUCACUGGACUCUUUAACUAAAGCGAAAGCUAUCAAUUUAAAUUCUAAAUAAUUGAAUAUGAACUAUAUGGUAUAAUGUCUUCAAAGGGACUGCGCAUCAACGUCUUUCCCAGGGCCUUUAUCCCUUUUUCCCAAUGUCAAAAAGAGUAAAAGCCCCUUGGAACAAGGUCGAUAGUUUAUUAUUUUCAUACCUCGCGGUGCCAACGAAGAUAUAUUAAUAGGCUAUGGGUAAUUCAUUUUUCCAUCUAGAAUUUAGUAAAGGUUUGCUAAGUAAACAAAACUAGUGUUUUUAAUAUUUAAUUUUUUAAUUUCUCUUCAGAUUUCAGGGACAAACUGAGGUAUAAAUACUGUAAUGAACGGUUCGUAAUUCAGAUAUUUAGCAAAGACUUGUAAGGCAAACGACUGCAAUGCCAAACAUCAGGCAAAACUCUGGCAAACAUUUAUGGCAAAACUAGCAAAACUGGCAAACAGCUAUGGCAAAACAGCAAAAGACGUAAUAAUAAGGCUAAUUAUAGUAGCAAUAGGAGUUUGCCAUUACAAUUCUGCCAAGGCAGACCUCCGGCACCUGUCACACUGAUAAUCAUUGGGAAAAAAGGACGCAUUCUAUAGUAGUCUAUAGAUUGUAUCCCAUAAACCAUGACACACGUGCCAAAACAUAUAAAAUAUAGAAAAUAUAGAAAAAAAUGAAUAGAACCCGAGUAUCAACAAACAUUAAUCAGGGUGGGGAAAGAUCGAAGGGGUAACAGAGCGAAAUAGCAGUUGUAAGUUGUUGCUGGCUAGCCAAGUUGUAGCAAAGUGACAGGUACGCAAGAAUUGCCACUGUUCUAAGUGACGUCAGGGGCUCCCCGCUGCAAAGGUCGCAGACAUGAUACAUCUGCCGUUAACUUCGCUUAAAUCUACGUUUAACCACAUUUAACUUUGGUUUCACAUUUACGGAUUCAAAUUUGAUCGUGAUGGGCAAUUGCUAGAUAGUAUACUUCAAAAUAAGAUUUCCGUUUUUAUUCUAUUUUUAAAAUAAGAUAGGGUUAGGUUAGGGUUUAGGUUAGGGUUAGGUUGGGGUUAGGUUUAGUAUUAGGGUUAGGGUUUAGUUUUGCCGUAGGAUAGUUUUUUCUACGUUAUAAAAACGGAAACCUUAUUUUGAAGUAUACUAUCUAGCAAUCACCGAUCGUGAUGUCGUGAUUGCUUUAUAUGGCUUUGAGUUCCCCAGAUUUCCCUAACCGUUCUUUGCUUAUAAUUCUAUAGGCUUCUAUUGAAGAUGCUGGAUUCACUUGUUAUCCAGGAAGCCACAAACUGCACACAGAAUUGUUCCAACGUAAUAAUGACUACGACACUACAAUGGAUUUUAAUACUAUAUCCAAGGAAGACCUACACUGGGUGGAGCGCGAUAAAGGUUUGGUACCCACUCGAAUCCCGGCUCCUAAAGGCAGCUUUACUAUAUUUGAUAGUAGAUUACUUCAUUGUACCGUUCCUGCCAAAGUACCCCGUGAGAAUCCAAGAUGGCGCUAUACAUUAUAUAUUUGUAUGACACCACGGGCGUGGGCUGACAAAAAUACACUGCAGGCUCGGGUUGAAGCUUUUAGAAAUCAGCGAAUGACAACGCAUUGGCCACAUCACGUGGGUUUAUUUCCAGAUGAUCUGGAUUUUCCAAUGUUGCCAAAAUUCGAGUUAGGUGAUGUUGGGGAAAAAUUAGUUGGCUUAAAGGAUUAUAGCGGAAAUCAACUGAUUUUAGAAGAGGGGAUUGUAUCUGACAGCGAUUUUACACCGCAUGAACGACCGGCUCUUUAACAAUGUAGUCAUUAAUAACUUUUUAUACUAGGUUGACAGAUAUUCUAAUAUGCAGCACUAACUAUUAAUAACUGUAUGUUCUUCACUGAGCGAGAGCUCCGGACUGUAGGAUAUUAGUCCAGUUCUUUUUUUCGACUACUUAACAAUUAGUCACCGAAGGCGUGGUGAUUACAAGC